AUGAUGAUGGCGACGGCGACAACAACCAACGGCGAUAUUAAUGCUGACGACGACAAUGAUAGCGCUGACACUCAGCGCGAAGUCGAGGUCGAUGGCCACCAAUGCAUGCUUGAGAUCCUCGACACCGCCGGGACGGAGCAGUUCACAGCUAUGCGGGACCUAUACAUGAAAAACGGACAAGGAUUUAUUCUGGUAUUCUCAAUUAUUGCAGAGGCAACGUUCAGAGAGCUACAAGGUCUUCGCACACAAAUCAUGGAAGUCAAGGAAUCGCGAGCGGUGCCCGUGGUCCUUGUCGGCAACAAAUGCGAUCUCGUCGAGGACAGGAUGGUACCGCGGGAUCGUGGCGAUGCUCUUUCAACAGAAUGGGGCGGAACGCCGUUCUACGAGACUUCUGCACGAACACGGAUAAACGUCGACGAGGUCUUUUACGACCUUGUCCGCCUGAUCAACCGACAAACCCCAACUAACACAGAGAGGGGAGCAAGGAGGAGGCGCUGCAAGCUCCUCUGA
Molecule: messenger RNA, 510 nt
Organism: Linnemannia hyalina
Lineage: Eukaryota; Fungi; Mortierellomycota; Mortierellomycetes; Mortierellales; Mortierellaceae
Source: the annotation of a GenBank genome assembly